AUGUCAGAUUCUACUUUUACUUAUGAUCAAGAUGAAAAGGUAUUAUGUUUUCAUGGUCCUUUAAUUUAUGAAGCAAAAAUUCUUGAUCGUACUAUACAACACGACGAUCCAACUAUGAAAGGUCCAUUAUAUUAUGUCCAUUACAAAGGUUGGAAUAAAAAAUGGGAUGAAUGGGUGGACGAUACAAGGAUAUUAAGUUGGAACGAAGAAAAUCUCGCGUUACAACAACGAACGGAAGAAUUUUAUACCAAAAAGAAACCAACCAUGACGAAAAAGAGUACAAUUAUUUCAGAUACAUCUAGAAAGCGAUCCCGGGAAGAACUAGAAAAGGAAAAAGAUAAAAUGGAAUACAUAAAUAAACCUGAAAUACGAUUAGAUCUUCCUGAAGCCUUGAAAUGUCAAUUAGUGGAUGAUUGGGAAAAUAUUACAAAAAAUCAGCAAUUGGUACCAUUACCUCGAGAACCUACUGUAACUCAAAUCUUGGCACAAUACAAACAAUACAGAAUGGAAAAGAAAUCUGGAAAAGAAUGGAAUGCUGAAUUAAUGGAUGAAGUGAUAGAAGGAUUAUGUAUGUAUUUCAACAAAGCACUGGGUACCAUGUUAUUAUACCAAUUUGAACGACAACAAUAUUCAGAUAUACGACGAAAGAAUUCAUCAAAAGAUAUGGCCGAUAUCUAUGGUGCUGAACAUUUAUUACGACUUUAUGUACAAUUACCCAAUCUGAUCGCACACACAAGUAUGGAUGAAAGUACUGUGGUUGUUCUAGCUGAAUAUCUGGCUGAUAUCUUGAAAUAUAUUCAAAAAAUGCAAAAACAAUUUUUUGUGACCGAAUAUCAAAAUGCAAGUCCUUCUUAUGUAUCUCUGGUGAAUGGAAACUAA
Halteromyces radiatus is the source of this 879-nucleotide messenger RNA. RefSeq names its product MRG-domain-containing protein. The record is from RefSeq and is a predicted model, not a curated record. Lineage: Eukaryota; Fungi; Mucoromycota; Mucoromycetes; Mucorales; Cunninghamellaceae. The transcript has 7 exons. Bases 1 to 879 code for a protein of 292 amino acids. Gene Ontology annotation, cellular component: Rpd3S complex; nucleus; NuA4 histone acetyltransferase complex. Gene Ontology annotation, biological process: chromatin organization; regulation of DNA-templated transcription.